AUCGGUACCACCUUCACCACCGUCUCCAGCAGCAGAAUUGUUGAUCUAUCAUCCUCUAAGCGAAGAACAAGGAGCUCAUGUGAGAUUAUAUUUGAGAAAUGUCUGGCAGUGUCUGUCGACGCCAUCACCUUUAUUAUUAUCGCUCGCCGCAGGAAUUAUGGGAGGUACAUUAGGAGCAUGGACGGGAUUGUUGGCGACAAUACUGGCACCAAUGAACUAUACAGAAAAACAGGCGGGUUGGGUGGGGUUUGGUAAUUAUUUGGCUACUAUGGCAGGUAGUUCAUUAAUGGGUGUUAUUGCUGAUCGAAGACGUUUUCAACAUAAAUUAAAAUUUUUAAUUCUUUUCUCGUUAAUAUGUUGUUUCCUCUGCAUUGCAUGGUUUCAGUUGGGUGUUCGAACCUUAUUUUACGAAGAACCUGUAUUAAAACUGUCUAUACCAACCAUCGCACUAUCAAUAUCAUUGACGGGUCUAUUCUUUGGAGCUGCCUCACCUUUGAUGUAUGAAUGUUUAGCAGAAAUUAUGUAUCCUCUGCCGGAGUCCUUAUCCGCUUCGAUCCUGGUUCAGUGGAGUAAUACAACCGCUUUGAUACUGAUAUCUAUUGCUCCUAGACGGUAUAAGUUAAUGAAUUUGUUAGUGUUAAUCAUGGCGGGCAUGGCUAUCGUCAUGGUAUGCUUUGUUAAGGUCACGUAUAAACGUAAAGAUGAAGACGAACGAAAAAUACUAGACCAAAAACAAUUAGGUGUUGACAGUCGAACAGGUUCAUUAUAA
Didymodactylos carnosus is the source of this 769-nucleotide messenger RNA. NCBI's taxonomy places the organism in Eukaryota, Metazoa, Rotifera, Eurotatoria, Philodinida, Philodinidae. The record is from the annotation of a GenBank genome assembly.